Molecule: messenger RNA, 132 nt
Organism: Penicillium maclennaniae
Lineage: Eukaryota; Fungi; Ascomycota; Eurotiomycetes; Eurotiales; Aspergillaceae
Product: DUF221 domain protein
Exons: 2
Coding region: 1-132 (43 amino acids)
Source: RefSeq, a predicted model, not a curated record
AUGUCGAGUGUAGUUGACCCGAACAAUGACCCGAAUGUCGGCUCCUCGCGAGGUGAUGCCUCCUCCACCUCGGGCGACAUCGUCAGCGGUCUAACGGGGAAAGUAGUUCCUCCUCAGCCUCGGCGCUGGUGA